AAUCAAAAAGAUGGUGUUCAAAAAAUUUUGUCCACCACCAUAUUUGAAUUCAUCCAUUUAUCGCUUAAAUACAAUCAAUUGUUGAAAAACAAUAAUGUUGAUUGAUCAAUAAUUCUCGAUGGAAAGCUUGUCAAGAAUAUCAAUCGUUACAAUGAGCUAUUUAGAAAGCGCCUUAGGGCUGCUCAUCGCUCUUUGAUUCGAAAUACAAAUUAAAAUUUUGUAAAUAUUUGUAAUUAAAAACUCGCAAAAUUUUCAUAUCGCAUUUAAAUUUCCCACAUCAAAUUGUAAAAUCUAAUGAAGCGCUUCAGUCUUUCUAAUCACCAAUCAAAAGUUUUGAUCCAAAACUAAUUCUGUAACAGAAUUUCUGUUUCCCUCUCUUAAAACAUUUACAUCUUCGACCUUUUGAUUCACAAAAGUCUGUACAUUGUAUUGAAGUGACUAUUGAGCCUGAUUUUAUCGAUAUUUCAUAGCACAAUUCAAUCAAAAGUUUAAACCGUUAACGGACAUCAUGUUGUCAGAAUUAAGUGGACCAACUAAUAGUUUUGGACUUCGUUUCUUGGAACAAUUAAACACCAGUGAUCCGAAUAAAAAUGUCGUUUUCUCUCCUUUAAGUGUCAUCUUAGCCUAUGGAAUGUUAUUGGAAGGAGCGACUGGUACAACUAGAGAACAGAUCAAAGAGGUUCUCCAAUUAUCUUCUGAAGUUUCUCAAGCCGCGAAAAAGCUUCUUUAUGAAUAUAAAUCGAUUGCCGAUGGUAAAAGUGAUCGUAGCUUCUCGUUGUUUUAUGGCAAUUUGUUGAUGGUCAAUAAAGAUUAUCCAUUAAAAGAAGCGUUUGUUCAAAGCUUAACGACUAAUUAUUUCGCUCAAGUGACAAAUGAAGAUUUUCAGAAUGGAAAGGCAAUUAUGGAUAAGCUAAAUUCGUGGGUCUCUGAAAAAACCUGUGGGAAAAUCGGUGAAGUCUUAUCCAGAUCCCCGAAUCCAGAAAUGUUAUUAUUGGUCAUUAACACUCUUUAUUUCAAAGGAAAAUGGGCCAAACCUUUCAAUAAAAAGUACACAUUUGAUGAGACUUUCGCUAAUUCUGAUGGAACUAAGAGUAAAAUUAAAAUGAUGUCACUUCCUAAUACAUAUCGUAAUUAUCUUCACAAUCGCUCAGCCAAAUUCAAGAUUGUUGAGCUCCCAUACAACGGGGAUGUUAGUAUGAUCUUCAUUCUGCCCACCAAAUCCAAUACUGUGUCCAAUUUGAUCUCUACUUUACAUCCUACGGAAUUAGAAAAUCUUCUGAAUUCUAUGUGUCUGACAUAUCUCAAGUUGGUUAAUAUUCCUAAAUUUAAGCUUCAAGAUUUUCACGAUUUAGAUAAUAUUCUUUCACGAAUGGGAAUGGAACUGCCAUUUACUGAACAAGCAGAAUUUAAAAAUAUCACUGAAGAAUCUGAUUUACUUUUUGUAUCCGAAUCCCUUCAAACUGCUCUCAUAGAAGUAGAUGAAGAGGGAACUGUCGCUGUAGCGAACACUCGUAUGAAGAUGACGGGUGGAGCUGGUCCAAAGUUUUAUGAAGAUUUCAUUCUCGACAGACCUUUCAUCUUCAUGAUUCGUGACAAUCUAACUGGAGUCAAUCUCUUUCUCGGUCAAAUGAACAAUAUGCGCGAUCUAAAUUAGUCCCUUCCAUGUCUCACCCUGAACACUUCUUACCAAUCAACUAAUAACUACCAAGAUUAAUUUCAUGUAUAAAGAUCAUCCGUUCAUUAGGAUCAUUGAUGAACUGAACUCAAGAACCAAGAAGCUAUUCAAUUUAUAUUCUCUGUACUCAUUUGUCACAAAUUGAAUAAUUAGCUAGAUUACUAAUGAUUCAAUAAAACUAUUGCUAAUUUUUGAUCAACUAUUAUUAAUAAUAUUCGAAC
Panonychus citri (citrus red mite) is the source of this 1896-nucleotide messenger RNA. Its product is annotated as serine protease inhibitor 2.1-like. The transcript is spliced from 3 exons. Gene Ontology annotation, molecular function: serine-type endopeptidase inhibitor activity. The coding region runs from base 509 to 1654 and encodes 381 amino acids. The record is from RefSeq and is a predicted model, not a curated record. Lineage: Eukaryota; Metazoa; Arthropoda; Arachnida; Trombidiformes; Tetranychidae.